GACACGUAUUUUUUUUCUAUGAAGUUUGUCAUCUUGCGUCGUGUUGGAAAAAUUUUGUUCGCUAUGUUCAGUCAAGUCUCGAAAUAAAUAAAUUGAACAUGGCUGAUAUCGAAGGACAUAAACACCAAGAAUCUAAUUUCCAUGAGGGAGAAGGCCACGAAGUAGUCGGUAGACUGAGCCUGAAGCUGAGGCACGGCAACUUAGAGGUCGAGGAGCCGUUGACCGAGAAGCCAGCGCCGGCGCCGCGGCCGGCCGGCCCGCACGGCGUGCAGGUCGUGAAUACCGGCCCCGACCACACCUUCGUGCUUGACGAGGAUGCCCUUAGCGAGCUGCUGCUGCAAGAAGACAUCAGAGACCGAGAUGUGGUUGUCAUAUCCGUGGCCGGCGCCUUCAGGAAGGGCAAGUCCUUCUUGCUGGACUUCUUCCUCCGGUAUAUGCAUCACAAGUACGGCGCGGGCGGCGGCGGCGGCGACUGGCUGGGAGGUGACGAGGAGCCGCUGCAGGGUUUCAGCUGGCGCGGUGGCUCCGAGCGAGACACCACCGGCAUCCUCAUGUGGUCCGAGAUAUUCAAGGCCACGCUGGACUCGGGGGAGAAGGUAGCAAUAAUCCUGCUGGACACACAAGGCGCGUUCGACAGCGAGUCCACGGUGCGCGACUGCGCAACUGUGUUCGCGCUGUCCACCAUGCUGUCCUCCGUGCAGAUCUACAACCUGUCGCAGAACAUCCAGGAGGACGACCUGCAGCACCUGCAGCUGUUCACAGAAUACGGGCGCCUGGCGCUUGAAGACAGCGGGCGCACGCCGUUCCAGCGGCUGCAGUUUCUGGUGCGCGACUGGAGUUUCCCCUACGAGGCGCCUUACGGCGCCGUCGGUGGGCAGACAAUACUCCAGAGGAGGCUCAAGGUGUCGGACAAGCAGCAUCCCGAGCUGCAGUCGCUGCGCAAGCACAUCGCGGCGUGCUUCUCGGAGAUCGCGUGCUUCCUCAUGCCCCACCCCGGCCUCAAGGUCGCCACCAACCCGCACUUCGACGGCCGCCUCUCAGACAUCGAGUCGGAGUUCCAGCGCUCUCUCCAGCAACUGGUACCGAUGCUGCUGGCUCCACAGAACCUGGUGCCGAAGCUGAUCAACGGGCAGCGCGUGCGCGCCAAGGACCUCGUGCAGUACUUCAAGUCCUACAUGCACAUCUACAAGGGCAACGAGCUGCCUGAGCCCAAGAGCAUGCUCGUGGCCACAGCGGAAGCGAACAACCUCACAGCGGUAGCAGAAGCCAAGGAAGUCUACACGACGCUCAUGGAGGAAGUCUGCGGCGGGGCGAAGCCCUACCUGCAGACACAGUUGUUAGAGGCGGAGCACAGCCGCGUCCGCGACAAGGCGCUGCACGCCUUCCACGCCAAGCGCAAGAUGGGCGGCACCGAGUUCAGCCAGGCCUACUGCGAGCAGCUUGUGCAGGACCUCGAGGAGCACUUCCAGCAGUUCCGCGCGCACAACGAGAGCAAGAACAUAUUCAAGGCGGCGCGCACGCCGUCCGUGUUCUUCGCCAUCGCGCUCGUGUUCUACGUGCUGAGCGGCGUGCUCGGGCUCGUCGGGCUGUACCCGCUCGCCAACCUCUGCAACCUGGCCAUGGGGCUGGCGCUGCUCACGCUCGUGCUGUGGGCCUACAUCAGGUACAGCGGUGAAAUGCGGGAGCUAGGCGUGACUAUAGACGAAGUCGCGAACUGCUUAUGGGAUAAUGUAAUGAAGCCAGUGUACCAGUCGUGCCUCGAAAAAGGCAUGGAGCACGCCGCGGCCGCCGCCGCCGAGCGCACGUUCGGGCCGGCCACGCCCACCGCCAACGGCAAGCACAAGCACUUGUGAUGCCGCCCCGCCCCGCCCCGCCCCCCCGCGUCCCACGACAGGGCCCGGCUCAAGGGACGAAACCCGCGGGACGCUGGACACGACAGGGCCCGGCUCAAGGGACGAAACCCGCGGGACGCUGGACACGACCCCCACAAAACUAACCGUAUAUCAGCCGAGGCUCUCGCGUGCUGAAUGAUGCGACGCGGAUAAAGCCCGCGAAGAUUCAUCCGACGUCGCAUCGAAAUUGCUCAAAUAAUUUACGCGUGGGGGCGGGAUAUAUAAAACGUGCAUGAAUGAGCGCGACCUCAUUUCUCGUACGUUUCGGAAGUUUUACGGAAGACGAAUUUAUCAAGAGACGAACCGAAUCGGACGCCGUCGUGUCCGCGUCUCAUCGAUCCUGCUCACGUCGAAAUAGUGUUAAAUCGAAAGUUUGUGUGAUAAUGAGUAUCUGGGAAGUUGACUGUGUGAUCCGCGGCCGCCCCGUCGAAGGAACUCGGGUGAGUUAAAAUUUCGACUUGAAAUUCUAGGUAAAUUAGUGUAGAUAUUACUAGACUCGAGCUAAAGGACCGGUACUGGUGAAGGUUAUAAUGGUUGUUUUUGUACAGUUUAUAGUGAAAUUUUAUGUAGAACUAGUUUAGUACUGAUCGUAGUAUUGAUUGAUUAAUCUGACUUAUAAGUUUAGACAAUAAUGUAAUAUCUUGGGAUGGAACAAACAACAAACUUGCAUGUGACACGUGAUACUUAUUGACUGAAGAGUCCGUAUAUCGCUUAGUAUUACGGCGUCCACUUGGCAUACUUAAUAAAUUUUGAAAGCAACUACCAACAAUAUUUCCAGUGAGUUUUCGUCUGUCGCUUAUAAGACUAAAUUAACUUUUAAUAAUAACUAAAUAAAACUUUUUAUUUUCAAUCACAAAAAUAAAAUAGUAACAGAAUGCUUGAUAAACAUUUUCGAUACUAUAAAACAAAGAACUUGACAUUUUGUUCACCAAAAGAUUUGUGUUAAAUGUAAUUUUAGCAAUAAUGAGGAAAGACAAAUAACUAAGGAUUAACCAAUCAAUACAAAAUCAAAUCACGGUGAAACAAUUUCAUUAGGGGUCAUCCAUAAAGUACGUCACACGUAAAGAGGGGGGGAGGGGGUCGACAAAGUGUGACAUGGUGUGACAAGGGGUGGGAGGGGUCCAAAGUUUCGUGACGUCACAUUUCAAAAUCUAAUAUAUCUAGAGGUACUAAUGGCGUAAUUUGAAAUAUAAAUUAAACUAAAAAAUACCCCCACCACUUAAGCACAACUCCGUCGAAGUCGAAAACCUAAGAGAGUCUAUGUGCAACCAAUGAAGCCAUUAAAUCAAUAAAAUCUUUUGUAGGUAUUAUUUCAGAUUUAAAAUCUAAUUCUACUGGCCUAUAAUGCCGCCAAACGCACCGUACCUCGCGCGUGAUUUUAUUGUUUCUAUUUGUUGCUAUUUUUUUGUUAAUUUAAUAAUUUUUCGAUGUGAAAUUGCAAAACAUGUGACGUCACACUAGGGAGGGGGGGUUUCAGAAAUGUGACCACCAGUGACAAGGACGGGGGAGGGGUCAAAAAAUCAUAAAAUUCGUGUGACGUACUUUAUGGAUGGCCCCUUAUAACGUAUCAUAGAUCAUAAUUUAUUGAUGUGAAAUCAUUCAGGCACAAAGAUUAUUUUAAUAGCCACAUUAUAACAGAGAAUAUAAAGGGACACCUUGUUGAAAUGCACCAGACAGAUGUACUUAACGACACUAGUAGAAGUAGAUGUAUAAAACAAUUUGUACUCUAUUACGAUAGAUUAGAGUGUAUUUCAUUUGUCACUUGACAAUAAUGUAAAACAAAUAUUUCUGUACCUACCCCAUUUUCUCCAAAAAGAAAGGUUUAUCUGUUUCCCAUAUUACCUACUUUUUACGAGGUGGAAAUGCGUUAUACCUUCAGAUAUUAGGGACAAUAAAAGUCCUUCAGAUUAUGGCAGCAUUAUUUGUUGCCAUGUUCAACCACAACAACCUCUGCAUCAUACCUCAGUGUCAUUUAAGACGAUUAACAAGACACGCCAAUCGCAUCCAGCUCACAGCUUGGUUCCUAACUGUGCCAGUGACAUUGUAACUUUUACAAAAAAGUAAAAACAAAGUCAACUAGACAAACUACUUAACCACCACAUCAAAAAUAUGCAUCGCUAUUUUAGAAACUGGGGUUUUUUUAACUGGACUUAAGUACCUAUACCGCAAGUAGUUAAUAGAUAUAAUUGUACAACUUAAUCAUAUCACUGUACCUAUUUAAAAUUAGUUAGUAAAUUCGGUGUAACUCCUGUGAGUUAGAUUUUCAACCAGUUGAGUGGCAUUUGAAAGACACUUUUAGAAAAUGGUAAACUCGACAGUGCUGGCAACAUUGAGAUACAAAUACUUGCAACAUUUGAUAAUGCUAUUUUAUAAAUAAAACAUAUCACCAUUAAAAAUAUAAAAUUACAGGGUGAUGAAAAAGCAUUUUUCGGAGUUCAAAAUUAUGUCGUCUUUUUGUAUUUUAUAGAAAUAAAUAAAUAGCCUAUUUCGAUUUUGAUAAAUAUUGAGUAUGACACGCGUUGUCGCGUUUGCCAUAUUUCAGUGGCAAUAUAGUUAUGUAAAUAAGUAUUUUUUUAUGUACAAUCGACAUAUCUUCAGAUUUCGGAACACUCAAAUGUGAUGUGCCAAUUCGUUAGUAGAUUUUUCCAAAUUAGCUUCAUCUUUGUUUGUUAAAUUUUCAGAGUUUAUUUUGUUAAAGUACUUGAUGGAAUAAGGCUAAUCUUCCUCUGUAUGGCUGCUGGAUUUUGACGCGCUCUAAAGUAGCUCCUCUUGCCACGUCUAUAAAGUGUAAUAUGUUAAUGACAAGUUCACAAAAGGAUAAUAUGGUUGUGAGAUCCAAAUUGCAUUGAUAUUAAUUAAUUAAUGUCCUACUUAAAUCUCCAAAGUGUAUUUAUGUACAGGAAUGAUUAAUGUGUGACUAAGUCAUCAUAGUUACGGACAAUAAGUCAUUUUACCAGCGUGGUCUUUUACUUUUCGUUCUCAUUAUGUAUUUAUCAAACAUCGGUAUAAAACAAAUUCUAAUUGUAAAUACAAACUUAUUGUAAAUAAAAGCCAAAAGUGCCUAUCUUCCAUUUUAAACAAUAAAACGUUGUAAACAUAGAUUAAAAAUAGAAUAGAUAAUACUAUUUGGUCUGUAACUCCAUCGUGCCAAACUUUUAAAUCACGUUUUUAAUCUGUUCUCAUUAAAUACUUUGGCUUUUUAAUCUCUAGUUUUAAUUCUUGAAGGAAAGCUAGUCAACGGUUAUUUGACUGGUUCAUGACAAAAUAUUAUGUUAAAGAUCAUUAUUUCUUAUGAAAAAAUAGAUAAUAUGUCAAUUUAUAUGUUAUUAUUAGUAUAAUUGUUAUAAGAGUUGUUACGGGGUGGUAAUUUUGUUUAUGAAACAAUCAUGGCCGACGUGUAUAGUAGUUUAUAAUUAUGUUAACUAAUAGAUUGUUUUAACACACUUUAUUUGUAAACUUCGCUUAGAGUUAAGUGUUUUAUGCGGUUGACACUAAAAUGUUUCAGGUGUUUGCGACAUUUUAGUUUCGAUUCCAAUAAAAGAGAAACAAUA
This is a messenger RNA of Ostrinia nubilalis (European corn borer), 5443 nucleotides long. It is a transcript of the gene atl, whose product is annotated as atlastin-like. Gene Ontology annotation, biological process: endoplasmic reticulum organization; protein homooligomerization. The transcript has 12 exons. Gene Ontology annotation, molecular function: GTPase activity; GTP binding. Bases 99 to 1853 code for a protein of 584 amino acids. The record is from RefSeq and is a predicted model, not a curated record. Lineage: Eukaryota; Metazoa; Arthropoda; Insecta; Lepidoptera; Crambidae.